Molecule: messenger RNA, 2177 nt
Organism: Vigna angularis (adzuki bean)
Lineage: Eukaryota; Viridiplantae; Streptophyta; Magnoliopsida; Fabales; Fabaceae
Product: ultraviolet-B receptor UVR8
Exons: 9
Molecular function (GO): RNA binding
Source: RefSeq, a predicted model, not a curated record
CACCAAUUAUCUCCAAAAUAUUGCUCAGGAAAAUCGAAUCAAAAUUAUUCAGAAAGUAACCUAUUCUCUUUCUUCACUCAUUCACACAACUCAAGCAAUGAGUCGCAAGCGAGACAGGCACUAUUUUUCCCGCCACGACGCGGCCUCCAAGCGCCGCCGCCCCUUGCCAGAGCCUGUGGAGGAGGAGAGACCGACGACGAGGCCUGCGCUGCCUUCCGCGGUGGUCGUGAUGGGUCUUCCUCAAGACUGCUCCGUCCUCGAUCUCAAGUCUCGCUUCGAGAUCUACGGCGCCAUCUCCCGCAUCCGCAUCGACCGCGACGCCGUUGGCUACAUUACUUACCGGUCAAAGGAAUCUGCCGACGCCGCCAUCGCCGCCGGUGUUGACCCCUCCUUUGGAAUCACUGUUAGCUCCAAAAAGGUUCAGGUUUUGUGGGCAACAGACCCUCUAGCCAUGUGGAGGGAAGGAGUUGGUAAUAGCAAGGAUAAAGGGCAUAUGUCAAAACUUGUUCGUGCUGAGGCACCUUUGAGCAAGCGUGGAAGAGGUAAUAGACUUGCUUCAGCUAUAGGGAACCCCAAACAUGGUGAAAAUAGCUCAGGUAGCCCAGUUUUAGAAGUGCCUUUCAAGGGCCGAGAAAUUGUUGCUUAUGAUGAUAUCCUCUAACUAUCAAAAUAUAGUGAUAUUGUGAAGGCAGUGGUGAUGGAAGAAUCUGAAAAAAGAGAGAAAAAAGAAGAAAAAGGAGAACAAGUUGUGUGGAGUUGGGGUGCUGGAACGGAGGGUCAAUUAGGAACAAAGAUUGUUAAGGAUGAGCUCUUCCCUCAACUCCUUCACCAACCUUCUCUCUCUUCCAUCUCUUCCCUUGCAUGUGGCGGCGCUCAUGUCAUAGCCUUGACCUUUGGUAUGCUAUAACACACUUCUUCCUCCCUCUUUUUCUCUUCCUAUUUUUUUUUAUGACGAUGAUGAUAAUCUGUAGCUGGGAAGGUAUUUUCAUGGGGUAGGGGCAAUUCGGGGCAACUGGGCCAUGGGGAGGUUGUGAGUAACGCUUUGUUUCCCAAGGCUGUGACGUCAUUGGAUGGCUACUUCAUAACCAAUGUCGCUGCUGGGUGGAGCCACUCGGGUUUUGUUUCAGAUUCUGGGUGUGUCUUCACUUGUGGGGAUGGGACGUUUGGUCAACUGGGACAUGGAGAUUAUGCCUCACACUGUUCUCCUGUGAAAUUGACAUGUUUUGGUGAUCAGCGUGUAGCGCAGGUUGCAUGUGGAAUGCGCCACUCCCUAGUCUUGUUGAAAGAUUGUGUAGGAAAUCAAGUUUAUGGAUUUGGCUUUGGGAAGCGUGGUCAGCUGGGUGUCAGCAACGAUAAGGUCAAAUCUGUUAGUGUUCCUAGAACUGUUACUGGCUUUGAAGGUGUUGAAAUCAUUGGAAUUGCUGCAAAUGGAGAUCAUAGUGCUGCAGUAUCUGUUGAUGGGCACAUUUAUACUUGGGGAAGAGGCUUCAAGGGCUUUGAAGAUGCUCACGUUCCUCAUUGCUUAAACUUUUCUUUGAAUUUUAUCAAAGUUGCUCUGGGAUGGAACCAUGCUUUAGCAUUGACUGGUGAGGGAGAGGUUUAUAUGCUAGGUGGAAACCACCUUGGAGUGCUUAGUGAUCUUCAGAACAUAAGCCCCCCAGCCAAGCAUAUACCUGAUUUAAGAGAAGUCAAUUUGAAGAAAGUCCCUGGCCUUGAUGGGAUGAAGAUUACUGAUAUUGCUACCGGAGCCGAGCAUUCUGUCAUUGUCACAGAUAAUGGAGAAAUAAAGACAUGGGGUUGGGGUGAGCACGGCCAACUUGGUUUAGGAGAUACUUGCGAUCAAAUCAGUCCUGUUACAGUAAAUCUAGGUUAUGAUCCGAAUGAAGCUGAAUCAAUUAAAGUUUUCUGUGGAAGUGGGUUCACAUUUGCUGUAACUAUGCCCUAAAUUCUCCUCAAUUAAAGUUUACAUUUACAAUCGCUUUGGCCUUGUUCUGAACUUCCGAUGAGAGUGAUAGAAAUGGUACAUUCCAAGAAAGUCUUCUGCUUAAAUUAUUUUGAGAACCUUGAAGGAAAGUGACUAUGGGUCCUCUUCUCAAUCACACAAAAAAAUAGAUGAUAUAUGUUCAAGUUUUUCCAAUUUAUGGACUUUGCUAUAACUCAUUUUUAGUCCAUUUAAU